Venustampulla echinocandica is the source of this 1599-nucleotide messenger RNA. RefSeq names its product WD40 repeat-like protein. Lineage: Eukaryota; Fungi; Ascomycota; Leotiomycetes; Helotiales; Pleuroascaceae. Gene Ontology annotation, molecular function: protein binding. Gene Ontology annotation, biological process: positive regulation of transcription by RNA polymerase I; rRNA processing. The record is from RefSeq and is a predicted model, not a curated record. The transcript has a single exon. Bases 1 to 1599 code for a protein of 532 amino acids. Gene Ontology annotation, cellular component: nucleolus.
AUGGCAGCUCCGGUCGAAAAGCUUCAGCAAUUGAAGUUGCCCACGGGCCCUUCACCUGUUACGCCUGAACAACUUUAUUGGAAAUCAUUCAAAUCGCGCCAAAACAUUCCCUCUCAAUCGCCUGUAACCCAUAUUUCGUUCCCACCGCCGCCGAGUAACCCUCUUCUUCCCGCGACCAAUGACUAUUUCGCAGUCACAACGGGAACUCGAAUUCAAAUAUACUCCAUACGAACCCGAAAGCUUGUCAAGACCAUCACACGUUUCUCCGACAUUGCCCACAGUGCAGAAAUUCGUCGAGAUGGGCGUGUUAUGGUAGCGGGCGAUGAGAGUGGCAAAAUCCAGGUCUUCGAUGUGAAUUCUAGGGCAAUUUUGAAGACAUGGGAGGAGCACAAGCAGCCAGUCUGGACGACUAAAUUUUCGCCAACUGAACUUACAACCCUGAUGAGCGCGAGCGAUGACCGAACUGUUCGAUUAUGGGACCUUCCAAGUCAGGCGAGUACCACGACUUUUGUUGGGCAUACGGAUUACGUUCGGAGUGGCAGCUUCAUGCCUGGCACAAUGUCGAAUCUGAUCGUAACUGGAAGUUACGAUGAGACUGUCAGGCUUUGGGAUCCUAGGAUACCAAAUAAGGCUGCUAUGAUCUUUAAACACGCCGCACCUGUCGAAGCUGUGUUACCGAUGCCAUCUGGAACAACGGUCCUUGCUUCCGCCGAAAAUCAGAUCUCAGUCUUGGAUCUUGUUGCGGGAAAGCCAUUGCAGCUCCUCAAGAAUCAUCAGAAGACUGUCACGUCCCUAUGUCUAGCAUCAAACGGAACGAGACUGGUUAGCGGUGGAUUGGAUGGUCAUGUAAAGAUAUUCGAGACGGCAGGCUGGAACGUUGUUGCUGGGUCUAAAUAUCCCUCGCCAGUUCUCAGUGUCAAUGUUAUCAGUGCGGGUGCAAACCGUGAAGACAGGCAUUUAGUGGUUGGUAUGGAAUCAGGGGCACUAUCCAUUCGAACAAGACUUUCAGGGCAACAAAAAGUGAAGGAGCGGGAGAGAGAAAAGGAAAUGCAGGCGCUUCUUGCAGGUACCGUGGAAGAGUAUGACAAGAAGAAUAAGAAGAGGACUAGAGGAAUGGAGAAGAAGCUCAGAGGGAUGGACUUUCUCGGCGAAGGCGCAGAUGUUAUUAUCGAGGGCAACGAGAGCCGGAAACGGAAACACGAAGCUCCCUGGGAAAGAGAUCUCCGACAGGCGAGAUAUGUACAGGCAUUGGAUAGCGUUCUGGAAGUGAACAUGCCUCCCAUCACAGUCCUUACCCUCCUCACGGCCUUGAAACACAGGAGUGCUAUGAGAACAGCGUUCCAAGGGCGAGAUGAAACCACAGUCCAGCCGAUCCUGGAAUGGGUGAUCAAGCAUAUCACAGAUCCUCGCUAUGUCAACAUUUGCGUAGACUCAGCUCUACUCCUACUAGACAUCUAUUCCGAGCAUGUAGGAGGCUCUCCCGACCUAGAGCGCAAUUUCAAGCUAUUGCACAGAAGAGUGCGCACUGAGGUGGAAAGAUCACAGCAGGCAUGCAUGACGAGCGGAAUGCUAGAGAUGUUAAUGACUGGAAUGCCAUGA